Messenger RNA from Cladophialophora carrionii CBS 160.54, 1347 nucleotides. RefSeq lists its product as uncharacterized. Lineage: Eukaryota; Fungi; Ascomycota; Eurotiomycetes; Chaetothyriales; Herpotrichiellaceae. The coding region runs from base 1 to 1347 and encodes 448 amino acids. Gene Ontology annotation, molecular function: protein binding. The transcript has a single exon. The record is from RefSeq and is a predicted model, not a curated record.
AUGCUGCCGGAGUCCGAGAGGCAAGAGAGACUGGACAAUCAGCUCGACCAGGCCGCAGACCCAACUCUGGUCGAGUCGCAUUACCAGAAGUCAUUAGGAGGUCAACCUCAACGGGCUUCGGCUGGACCAUCAGCCGAAGUACUUGACCAUGGCUUGGAUGAACAAGUCACCGACGAGUCGAACGAGCUCCCAAUUCACUAUGUGAGCAACUCUGCGCGACGGCGCCACAAAGUGUUCGUCGAAGACGAACCUCUAGUUGACACCACAGCUGCACUGACCAAAAAUUCUAAGAAGACAGCUAGGCUGCAGAAGCGGCAGCAGAAGAAACAGGCCCGAAAAGUGCACUCCGAGAUCCAGUCUCUUCUGGACUUCCCACAAGAACUCCUGUUGAUGAUUCUGGGCUUCCUGCAGCCUAGCGAAAUCUUCACCAUGCUUCGUCUCAACAAGUCGUUGCGGGCAUUGAUUACAGACAACGAGCGAUCCAUCGCCGACGACAUCAUCGGGCAUCGGUACUGGGUGUUAAAGAAGUGCUUUCCUCUGCCGGUGCCGUUUGAGAUGGUGCCUUCCGGGGCCCGACCAGCAUUGAUGAGUGAACAGUGGCAGGAUCGGCUGAGGAUCCACAAGAAUCCAUACCAGCACAUCAAACACAUCGAUCCCUCGCAUACCUGCACCUGCAUGAGCUGUGUCCUUGCCUGGAACAACUUGAAUAUCAUCCUUGACCUUGCCCACUGGCAGCAGAAUCUCGCAACCCGCGUGCCGUUACCUAUAAUACCGCGCGGUACAAAUCCGGAAUGGAACGUCAACCUACUAGAACGACAUGCCGCCAUUGUCACAAAGGCAAUGAAGAGCCCGCUCGUUUAUGCUCGGAUUUUGCAGAUCCACCUUGAGACCACAACCCGCACCAUUAUUCGCUCCGGCAGCUGGAGGAAGAAAGGCGAGAAGAGCAAUGCUGUCAAGCCGCGGACUUAUCACCUCACCGAUGCAGAGGUCGAGGCCGGGACUGAUGACUUUCUCCAAAGAAGCGGUCCGCCAAGCUAUCAACCAAUUUACAUGCGUGACAACUAUUACUCAGUCGAGGCUUUUGUGCCAAACCGCAAGUGGGGCAAGGAAGACCAGAGGUGGUUUUACUAUGCCAAAUGGCCACGGCCGCAUGAAAACGACUUGAACUGGCUUGCCGCAAGGUUCACUCCAAAGACAGAGCGGAAAGCCCGUGAGCAGCCAUCGGGCAAUGUUACGGAACAAAGCCAGGGACGCUUCACCACCCCAAAUGAAACCACGACACCUCAGGAUGCCCGGUUGAUGGAGGUCACACUUCCCUUGGACGAGAAGCCCGAGUCCGGCUCGUGA